Condylostylus longicornis is the source of this 3950-nucleotide messenger RNA. Its product is annotated as inhibitor of growth protein 1 homolog. The record is from RefSeq and is a predicted model, not a curated record. NCBI's taxonomy places the organism in Eukaryota, Metazoa, Arthropoda, Insecta, Diptera, Dolichopodidae. The transcript has 4 exons. Bases 1892 to 3049 code for a protein of 385 amino acids.
AAAAAACAACAAAACAAAUUGUUUAGCUUCUCUAGCAUAAAAAAAAUUUUUUUGUGUGCUUGCUAAAUGCUAGUUUAUAUUGAACAGUCGUAUCGUAUAUCGGUAAAUAAUUAAAUGCGAGUCUAAAAAAGUAGAAAUUUUAUUUUGUUUUUGCGUAAUAAGAAAUUAUCGAGGAAUUUUUAUAAUAAUAAAUUUUAAUAUUCGAAAUUGAAAAACAAAGCAAAGAAAUUUUAGAAAAUUGAAUGCAAAUAAUAAAAAAGUUUUCAAUAAACAUUUCACAAAUUUACAUUAAAUAGAAUAAAGAAAUAUAAAAAAAAAAUUUGUAUGUUGGUAUGUAAAAUAUACCUACAUACCUAGGAAGUGAAUUUCUCAUAAAAGAGGAGCAAAUCAAAAUAUUUUAUAACCUAAUUUUUUAACAUUUUAGAUGCAGAGAAAAAACAGCAACAACAACAAAAAGUGAAGCAAAAACUUGAUGGAAAAAUGAUUUUUCAUUGAAUGAAAAACGACAAAAAAAAAUAAAAACCAAAAAUCUAUCAACACAACAAAAUUUUUCUUUUUUGUUAUGAGACGUAAAAGAAACGUUAACGUUAAUGAACAGAUGAAUAAUUGAAAAACAAAAAAAGAACAAAAACUGAAAAAAAAUAAUAACAAUAAUAAUAAAAAUAGAAAAUAGAGAAAAAUAUAAAAACAAAAGAAGAAAAGUGUCCGUUUACCCCCGCAAAGAAAACACAUUUUUUUGUCACACAAAAGACAAAAAAGAAAAACAAAAACAAAAAAAAAUUAUUUCGAAAAUAUUUUCAUCGCACACAAUAGUGCUGUGCUGAGGUGGUGAGUGAAAAAAUAAAAGGAAGAAGAGAAAACAGAAAAAAACACAUGUAUAAAAACAACAAUUAAAAUAUUCAACAUUAAAAACAAUAACAACAACAACAAAAUACAGAAAUAAAAUCAAAACAAAAUUUUCCUUAAUUGAGAGAGAAAAUUUCCUUAAGUGAAAUUUUGUUCGUAAAAUAAUGUGAAAAAAAAAAUUGAAUAAGAAGACAAGGAGAAGAAGUUGGGGGGUGUAAAAAAAAAACAAUCAAAAAUAUUUUUCAUUAUUUUUAUUCGGUUGUUUGUGUACGUGUAUGUGCGGUUUUCUUUAUUUUCAUAUUUUUUAAUUUGACAUAAUAGCAGUGCUAUUUUCAUUUUUUAUUUUCAUUUUUUUUUGUUUCGUUGAAAAUUUCGAAUAAAUCAUAAAAGAUUUUGGUUUUUAAAAAAUGAUUUAGAAUUUUUAAAUUUUAAUGCACAUUUAAAAUUUAAAAUUUCAUAUAAAGAAGGUGUUUGUUUGUUUAUAUAUGUUUAAAACAUAUGGGUAUGUACACGCAUACUAGACAAACAUACAUACGUAUACAAUAAAUAUAAUAACAUAAUUUAUAUGCAUAAAGAGAAAGAUUUUUAAGUGAUAAAAAUACAAAAUCAAAAUAAUAAAAACGACUCAUCAAUUUCUGGCUGGCUGACUGUUCUGACUGACUGUUCUUUAACUCCGUCGAAAUUUUUUGUAGACAACGCAUUUAUUUUAAAAAUAUCAAAAAGAAAAUAAAAGAAGAAUUUAUUUUUAUCCUUUUACGUUGUUUUUUUUUUUUUCAUUUUUGGAAAACUUUUUUCCUUAUGUGUGUGCGUUUUUUUAUUCUUUAACUAAAAUUUAUUUUUAAUCGAAUGUUAUUGUACAAAAAGUUAAUAAACAAAGAGUGGUAUUAAUAAAUAUUUUUUUAAAUAAAAAAAUAUUAAAAAAAAAAAAGAAAUAAAGGGGGUCAGAAGGAGAGAAAAAUUAAAAAAAAAAAUUAAAAUUAAAAAUUUUUAAUAUUAUUAAAAAUAAAUUAUUAAAGGAAAACAACAAAGCAAACAAAAAACGAAAAUGUCUAAAAAUACCAAAGUUUUAACGUGUACAGCGAUCUCAAUUGGAAUAACUAUGCUUGUAACAUGGUUACAAAUUCGACCACUUGGCAUAUUUUUUACCAUAAUAUUAGCAACAUUCAUUUUUACAAAUAUAAUGGUAAAUAAUCAGACAAGUUUUAAAUUAGUCCCACCGCCAGAAUUAAAAAAUAAAAUAGAUAUGUUAAAAACAAGAUUAGCAAAUAUUCGAAAAGAAAGACCAGCAAUAUUUUGUGGUUUAGUAACAUUCAUAUUAGCAACACUUGCCAUUAUUGGACAUUUAAUAUCUGGUGCUAGUGUUGUAUUGAUUGGUUUAAUAUUAGCCGGUUUAAUAUCAACUAGAUAUAAUUUUAGAAUUGUAAAAGUACCAUUGCAAGUUGAUUUUACAUGGGUAGAAAAAUAUGAUAAUGAUUUAGUUGAUGAAUUUUUACCAGAAGUUAAUGAUACAAAUCGUUUUGUAUUAGAUAAAGCCGGUGAUGAAGCAAUUAUAACACCAACUGGUAAUGAAGAAGAUAAAUCUGAUGAAAUACCACCAGAUCUAAUGAUACCAGGAACAAUACCAGAAAUAAAUGAAAAUUCUGAUUCAUCUGAUGAUGAUUUAUUAUUAAAAGAUUCAAAAGAUGAACUUGAAAAACUUAAAUCAAAAAAUGAUCAACAACAACAAAUGCAUUUUAAAAAAGGUUAUUUUAAAAAGGAUUCAUCAAUAUCAACAUCAUCAUCAGAUGAAGAAAGUUUAUCAAAAGGAUUAAAUUUUGAUUUAAUUGAUACACCAAGAAUUCAAUCAUUACAAAAAUCUCAAAGUCAACCAUCAUCAACAAGAGAACAAGCAAAUACUGUUGUUACAAAUUUAGUAUCAGGUUUAGUUGCCUGGAGUAUGGGUGGUGGUGGUGGUAGUGGUGGUGGCGGUAGUGGUAGUAGUGUUAUUGAUACUAUUAAUACUGGUUUAAAUAGUUCAACAGCAACUACAGCAACAAAUAGUCAACAAAAUUUAAAUGAUGAUAAAUUAUCAAAAAAGCAACAUUUGAAUAGUGCAAAAUUUGAUAAUAUACCAUUAAAUGAUGAUGGUGGUAAUAGAACAUCAGAAGAUGAAAGUGAUUUUGAAAUUUUAGAUACUGAUGACUUAAAUGUGAAUAAUUUAUAAAGAAAAAAAAAAUAUCUGUAAAAUCAAGAAUUAAGAGUAUAAAUAUAAUUUAUAUAUUUCACAUUAAUUGUAUGUAAAUAAAAUAUAAUAAUAUACUUAUGUAUAUUUAAACAAAUUUAUGCAAACAUUAUAAAAUUUUUAAAAUGUAAAUUUAAAUUUUAAGUUAUCUAUAUAAUAUAUGUAUAUGUAAAUUAUAUAUGUUUAUCUUUAUACAUACAACAUAUGUGUAUAUCAAUUUUAUCAAAACAAAAAAAACAAAAUGAUUCAAAAAGAAAACUUUAAAAAAUUUAAAAAAAUAUUGUAAAAAUAAAUGAAUAUUUAAUUUAUAUUUAUAAUCUAUAUUGAAAAUAACAUUUAUUUUUAAGAAAAUUUUUUUCAUUUACACAAAAUAUAAUUAUUUUUUUAAUCAAUUUAAAAUUCAAUUCCGAAAAAUCGUACAUGAAAAUUUAUAAAAAUAGUUUCUUUAAUCUGAAAAUUUAUGUAUCAUAAUUUAAAUUAUAAAAUCUUCUAAAUUCUAGUUAGCCCAUUUUAAAUACUCCUAACUCCCAUGUAAAUUUUCAUCAAUUUCAAAGAUAAAUUGAAGGGCUUAAAAUCAAAUUAGUCUAACUCUAUCAAUUUCAAAACAAAAUUGUUGAAAAUCUAUACAAAAUUUGUAUAAGAAAUAAAUCAAAAACCGCCGUGAAUUUAACCAAAUUUUCGUUUCUAGCUACUUAACUUGUUUUUGUUUAACGAAAAAUUUAAUUUCUUUGAGAAGGAAAGUGAUUAACCCACAAAUUACAGCUUAGGUCAAUUUGCUUUUUAGUCUCACAUUGAAAACAAGAUUUGCCUGUUGCAGGCAACUUAAAAUAUUUACAACUAUUUCGAAUUUAUUUAAGAAUUAUAAUAAUAAGAAAAUAUCAAA